This is a messenger RNA of Anguilla rostrata (American eel), 1154 nucleotides long. RefSeq names its product heat shock protein beta-1-like. The transcript is spliced from 3 exons. Bases 55 to 591 code for a protein of 178 amino acids. Gene Ontology annotation, cellular component: nucleus; cytoplasm. Gene Ontology annotation, biological process: response to heat; negative regulation of apoptotic process; protein refolding. Lineage: Eukaryota; Metazoa; Chordata; Actinopteri; Anguilliformes; Anguillidae. The record is from RefSeq and is a predicted model, not a curated record.
AGCAGGCACUACCUUCUCUCUCUCUCUCUCUCUCCGCUGUGUGAGGCAGAAGCCAUGGGCGAGCGACGUGUCCCCUUCUCCUUCCUGCGCCACCCCAGCUGGGACCCCUUCCGCGACUGGCACCACGGCAGCCGGCUCGUCGACCAGUCCUUCGGCAUGCCCGCCCUGAUGGAAGACUGGUACCCGCAUCCGAGCGGGCACUGGCCCGGGUACCUCUCCUCCGGCCCCAUGGGCAGCCUUCCGAUGCCAGCCUAUGCUCGGGCCAUGUCCCGGGGCAUAUCCGAGAUCAAGAACUCCCAGAACACGUGGAAGGUCACCCUGGACGUCAACCACUUUUCCCCCGAGGAGCUGGUGGUGAAGACCAGGGAUGGAGUCGUGGAGAUCUCUGGGACUCAUGAGGAAAGGAGAGAUGAACAUGGUUAUGUGUCCAGAUGCUUCACCAGGAAAUACACACUGCCCCCUGGUGCUGACAGUGAGAAGGUCGUCUGCUCCCUCUCUCCUGAGGGCCUGCUCAUACUGGAGGCCCCCCUGCCCAAGGCAGACAACCCAGGAGGCGAUGUCAGCAUCCCUGUGUUCAAGUCCAAGAAGUAAAGCUUCCCAGGCGGGGCCCUGUCAUUGGAGGAGGGGCCCUGUCAUUGGAGGGGGGGCUCUGUCAUUGGAGGGGGGUACCAGCUCACAAGUGCAAGCCAUCACAAGUCAAUGCAGCUGCUCCAGCUAUGUUUUAUUGUGUGUAGAGAUACGUCGAUUGUACCAUCAAGGCAUCUUUCCUUCUUAAAGACCUCAGUAUUAAGACCUGUGUGAAUACAUCUGGAAGUAUACUCUUAUAUACUCAUAUUCUUGAGAAAAGCAAACUGAAAACUCUCCAGCAUUCUGCCUCUUCUCAGUUUCUCUGAUCCUGUUGCUUAGCUGAGGAGCAGUUUGAGGAGUCUCUUUUAUGUCAGUUUGUUUGGUGAGGUUUAAUUUGAUUGACACAGUUAAAUCAGCUUUUUGGUAAAUCAAAGCAAAGCCAUGCUACUGUUUUGUAAUCAUUUUUGCUACUUUUUUCAUAUUGUGAAAUGUAUUACUUUUAUUGGUCAUGCAUUUUAAUAUCUGGUCUGUGGUUGCAUUUGUGGAGCUGUAUCUGUUACAGGUGGGAAGUAAUAAAAUCAGUUUUU